This is a messenger RNA of Cladocopium goreaui, 999 nucleotides long. Lineage: Eukaryota; Dinophyceae; Suessiales; Symbiodiniaceae. The record is from the annotation of a GenBank genome assembly.
AUGAAGCGCCGGAGAUUGCUGUCAAAGCAAAGGCCUCCCCCAUGCUAUGAUGAAACCAAGAAGGAGGACGACCAAGUCUUAGCACAUGCUGCUAGCUCAGUUUCUGCCGUUGACGAAAGUCAGGCAGGUGGCACGGACCCUGCAGAAUCGGAAAGUGUCUAUGCUGCAAGCGCAGCUUUCCUGAAGUUGUGGAUGCUGAUGGGCAAGAAACUGUGGACUCAGCAGAUGUUCGGAAAAACUGAUGAGCAGCUCCAAAGCAUUUCUAUCAACGUCGUUUUGGAAGAUAUCUUGGCCAAAGCAGGUGGCAAAGUCAGCAUGGCAGAACUUUUGCAGGAGAAAGACGAAUUCAUUGCAGCUACAAUGACCGUGGUUCCCAAAGAGCUCUCUCGGCGGUUGCUUCUUGCUGUGAACAAGCCACAGGCUCCUGCCGGGCGGCCAGCACAAAUAGAUUCACAAUGUGUGCAAAAGACUUACCUGCUCACCUUCUCCAACCUGGAUCCAAUCAAUGCCCCCACAAGGGAAGCCAUCCUUGAGACCGUCUUGCAAGCAUUUGACGCUGCAGACUAUGGUGCGCCUGCUGCCGUAACGCAUGCCUGUGUUUUCCGGGAGGAGCAUGGCAGUGGAAAGUGGCAUUUUCAUGUGGCUACGCAAUUGUCAGAACCUUGUCGUUGGAUUGGAUGGAAAAAGGAGUUGACGAAAGCCGGCUAUGUUGCGCACUUUGCAAACAUGGCUGUGGAUGACCACAGCAAACACAAAAACAUGCAGUAUGCCCAUAUGUUGCGGUACCUCUGGCUACCAUCUGACAAGAAGGGCUUGUCGGCCUUGGACAAGGCUCCGUUGUUGUGGUGCUCUGGGGGUCGGAAGCAUCCGCCUCUUCUAGACGCGAUUAAUGGCAUCCUGGACAGCUCUGCUGUGGAAGAGAAGGUGGCAGAGCGCUUUUUGCAGCGUUGGGCUGCCGGCAAGCGCGGUCCGUGCAAAUUCUCUAAUUUGGAGCUCUGA